AUGGAGACCUACUCUCGUAGAUGGUAUCAUUUAUCUCGAGGCGAGAAAAUUGUUGUGGACAUGAUCUUUACCCAAUCUGGGUUCAAGAAGAGAUACAAUUUUCUUUGUGAGAAUAAUCUUCCUACUGAGAAGAGGUACUUAAGGAAAUUCAGAAAGUACAGCGAACUAAGGAAAUUGAUGAAGAAAUCAAAUGACUCAGAAGCUAUUAACGGACUGAAAGAUCAGAUAGCUUGGAUUGACAAACAACUGAAGUCUGCAUCAACAAAACGUACUGACAGAGAGAUACUAGCUGUGCACAAGAAAGAGAGAGAUGCAGCAAAGCAAGGGAAACAACCAUUCUAUUUGAAGAAAUGUAGUGCUCUCUCUGAAAUCCGGAAGCAAAAGCUUAUAGAGAAAUACAAUGAACUCAAGGUAUAUAUUUGCAUACAUCUGGAAAGUUUGAGUCCUUUUAUUGAGAAAAGGAGAAGGAAGAACGCUGCAAAGGACCACUGA
Ilex paraguariensis (yerba mate) is the source of this 492-nucleotide messenger RNA. NCBI's taxonomy places the organism in Eukaryota, Viridiplantae, Streptophyta, Magnoliopsida, Aquifoliales, Aquifoliaceae. The record is from the annotation of a GenBank genome assembly.